Peromyscus maniculatus bairdii (prairie deer mouse) is the source of this 893-nucleotide messenger RNA. Lineage: Eukaryota; Metazoa; Chordata; Mammalia; Rodentia; Cricetidae. The record is from RefSeq and is a predicted model, not a curated record.
AUGGGCAUCUCUUGAGACAACUGGCACAAGCGCCAAACCGGGGGUAAGAGAAAGCCCUACCACAAGAAGCAGAAGUAUGAGCUGGGAUGGCCUGCUGCCAACAUGAAGAUUGGCCCUCGUCGUAUACACACAGUCCGAGUCCGAGGAGGCAACAAGAAGUACCGUGCCCUAAGAUUGGAAGUGGGGAACUUUUCCUGGGGCUCUGAGUGUUGUACUCGGAAAACAAGGAUCAUUGAUGUUGUCUACAAUGCAUCCAAAAACGAGCUGCUCCGCACCAAGACCCUGGUGAAGAACUGCAUCAUCCUUAUUGACAGCACACCAUACCGACAGUGGUAUGAGUCUCACUAUGCGCUGCCCCUGGGCCGCAAGAAGGGGGCCAAGCUGACUCCUGAAGAGGAAGAAAUAUUAAACAAAAAACGAUCAAAGAAAAACCAAAAGAAAUAUGAUGAAAGGAAAAAGAACGCUAAAAUCAGCAGUCUUCUGGAGGAGCAGUUCCAGCAGGGCAAGCUUCUUGCCUGUAUCGCCUCAAGACCAGGCCAGUGUGGCCGAGCAGACGGCUGUGUGCUAGAAGGCGAGGAGCUGGAGUUCUAUCUGAGGAAGAUCAAAGCCCGGAAAGGCAAAUAAAUAAAGCAUCAUUCAUAGCUCAUGUAAUAAAGGUGUGUAUUGUUCUAUUUAAAAAAAGAAAAUAAAAUGAAAUUCACUAUACCUUCUCAGCACUCCUUGGUACCUUCUCUAAAAUUGACCACACUUUAACGGCUGAGCUAUCCCAUUUGUCAAGCCAGGUGGGUGGAGAGAGAAAGAAAAGGCUAGAGAAGAGAGUUGGGGUCCACCUCAAGAAUCAAGACCAUCAGAAGAACGUGAAUGGGAAAGAGACAAAGAGAAGGAUAGACACA